Messenger RNA from Sclerotinia sclerotiorum 1980 UF-70, 858 nucleotides. RefSeq names its product inorganic pyrophosphatase. Gene Ontology annotation, molecular function: inorganic diphosphate phosphatase activity; magnesium ion binding. The transcript is spliced from 5 exons. The record is from RefSeq and is a predicted model, not a curated record. Gene Ontology annotation, biological process: phosphate-containing compound metabolic process. Lineage: Eukaryota; Fungi; Ascomycota; Leotiomycetes; Helotiales; Sclerotiniaceae. Gene Ontology annotation, cellular component: nucleus; cytoplasm. Bases 1 to 858 code for a protein of 285 amino acids.
AUGGCUUCCAAAUAUACUGUCAGAAAGAUCGGAGCUCCAAACACUUUGGAGCAUCGUAUCUAUAUCGAAAAGGAUGGAAUCCCAAUUUCCCCAUUCCACGACAUUCCUCUUUAUGCCAAUGAGCAACAAACCAUCUUGAACAUGGUGGUUGAGAUCCCAAGAUGGACAAACGGCAAAAUGGAGAUCAGCAAAGAAGAGAAGCAAGAUGUCAAGAAGGGCAAGCUUCGUUUCGUCCGCAAUUGCUUCCCACACAAGGGUUACCUCUGGAACUACGGUGCUUUCCCUCAAACUUGGGAAGACCCUAACGUUGUCCACCCAGAAACCAAGGCCAAAGGUGACAAUGACCCAUUGGACGUUUGCGAGAUUGGUGAAUUAGUCGGAUACCCUGGCCAAGUCAAACAAGUUAAGGUUCUUGGUGUUAUGGCCUUGCUUGAUGAGGAAGAGACCGACUGGAAGGUCAUUGUCAUCGAUGUUAAUGACCCCUUGGCACCUAAGCUCAACGACGUUGAGGAUGUUGAAAGACACCUUCCAGGUCUCUUGAGAGCUACAAAUGAAUGGUUCAGAAUCUACAAAAUCCCAGACGGAAAGCCAGAGAACCAAUUUGCUUUCACUGGAGAGUGCAAGAACAAGAAGUACGCUACUGACAUUGUCCGCGAGUGUGCUGAGGCUUGGGAGAAACUCAUCACCGGCAAGACCACCCCAGGAGAUGUCUCAACUACCAACGUCACCGUCAAGCACUCUACCAGCCGUGUUGAACCAAGCCAACUUCCUCCCAUCCCAGCUAACGAGAACCUUGCUCCGGCUCCUAUCGACCCAAGCAUUGACAAGUGGUUCUUCAUCUCUGGUGCUGCCGCUUAA